GAUCCGUCUUUCAAACCCUUUUCGCCCAGAGCCGUUCACAUUUUUGUUCGGAGGACAACGACACACACAGAUCGAUAACAACAAAAAGAGCGAAGGCGUGAGGUUGUCAUCAUCUCUCAUCAUAGGAGUAGAUAGAGGAGGGCGGAGACAGGAGUGUGAGACCCAUCACUCUUAUCUCUAGUUUAGUUUGUUGUCUGGUUUUGCCAUAGAGUUGGAAUCCAGAUCUGUCGUCGUUAGUAGUAGAGAAGGAGUUUCGUGAACAACAAUGUUUGCUCGAAAUGGGUCCUCCAAUGGGGCAAGCGCUGCUGUCGGCGGAAACUCCCGUCGGGCCUUUAGGGAUGUAACAAACGCCAAUCGCAAUGCGACGUCCAAGUCAUCACGAAUGCACGGAGGAGUGGAAAAGAAAGGAGGAACUGGACAUGGGAACAAGCUCCAGAUUGCGGUGGACCAGGCCCCUUCAAACGCCACUAUGCCUCGCCAGCACAACAACAACCGGUUUGAAGAGUCCGUCAUGGAUGAGAGGAACCCAGCCAUUGCAGUUCGUCCAGCAAACAUUAGCAUGUUCCAACGACCCAGCAACGUACCAAAUCCAAAUAGUUAUCAGUACUCGGGGCAAGUCGACAACAUUGACGAACGCGACAUGGAUGAUCCUCUCUGUGCCACAGAGUACGUCCAGGAUAUGUAUGCUCUUUUCCGCGAGAGAGAAGCCUCGACGUCCGUUCGUCCCGUCUACAUGGAAAACCAGACUCACAUCAACGAGCGAAUGCGCUCGAUUCUUGUCGACUGGCUUGUGGAGGUCCAUCUGAAAUUCAAGCUGGUUCCCGAGACCCUGUUCCUUACCGUGAACAUCAUUGAUCGCUAUCUGGAACGAGAAGAAGUCUCACGACCAAAGCUUCAGCUCGUUGGGGUAACGGCUCUUCUGAUCAGCUCUAAAUUCGAAGAAAUCUACCCUCCCGAGCUCCGUGACUUGGUGUACAUCUGCGAUCGAGCAUACACGCGAAGUGAUAUUAUUGACAUGGAGGAAACCAUUUUGAAAACGCUGGAGUAUCAGAUCACAAUCCCAAGCGCACAUGCCUUCCUUGUCCGCUAUUUGAAGGCAGCUCACGCCGACAAAAAGAUUGUCCAACUGUCCUGCUACAUUUUGGAUGGUACCCUACACAGCUACCAGCUCCUACACUAUCUUCCGAGCCAACUUGCCGCUGCUGCUGUUUUUAUUGCACGUCGAUCGGUAGGUCGCAACUCGUGGAGUCCCACUCUAUUAAAGUAUGCCGAGUAUUGCGAGGAGGAGGUCGUCCCGGUUGCACGCGCAAUUCUGGCCGAAAAAGCCUCGACCUCACCGGAGCUUCGUGCAGUCAACAAAAAGUACACAAGCAACAGAUACGGUGGAGUCGCAAACACGGUUCUUAAUCUGGACUUCUAAAUGUGUUUUGCAAUGAGCGACAAGCUAGCAAGAGGCAUUCAUCGCAAUUCAUUACGAUUCGGGCAACCACAGCGCCGCUGUACUUUUGGAAAGUGCAGCCACGUGGACUGCUGAUCUUUUUCAACAGAGGGUUAAUAGGUGGAAAUCAGUGGGUCUCGCCAUGUUGUUGGAAAAGACUUCCAACUACCUACACAACCGCAUUAUCAGAAAGCAACAGGUGAUUGUUUCUUUUACAUAUCACAACGAUAAUUCUAAAUAAAUGGCAAAGUUUAUCCAACAUAAAUGAUCUUCUUUGUCCACGUAGUUUCAUUUGAUGAAAAGAAGGCGGACCCCCUGGCAAUGUGGGUUUGUCUUCAGAGGCCGAAACCAAUGCCUCGCGGUAUCGGUGUUGCUCUGUGGAAUGCAUGCAUCCUUCUGGUCACGGCGGGUGGAGCUCAUCGCAGAGUGGUCAGAGUAGUAGUUCAUGCUUCGUCGCCACUGUCUUCGCUCCAGCUGCUGAGGAUCCCAGGGUUAUGCAUACCAGGGCGGGCUUCCUUCCAACCAAGGUGCUCUCGAGAAGGACUACGCUGUACAGCGUAAUUGGAGAUGAGAUAUCGCUCCGUAUGUCUGGCGGAGCACCACGCUGCCAAUGGAGCUGCGACUGAGUCGAGUCACUCGAGCUUGCUGUGAACGGUCCCACGGCUUUUUCGGGGCUCUUGAAUGCAACUACCGUAAUCCUCGUCAUAUAGCCAGCUAGGAGCUAAAGGUCGUGGGUCUUCCGUGUUCUAGAGCUAUUGCCGACUUGGAGACAUCGCCACACGCCACCGUAUUUGAAUCUGCGUCCGAUGGAGCUACGGGGUAUGGAACGAUUGCGUAGACGGACACGUUGCAUCCUUCUCGGUGUCACCAAGUGGAGCCCUCUUGACGAUCCCCUCAAAGAAAGUGGCAGGCCCCCUACCAGUAUCACCAUUUUCAAUUUGCGAUGGUGCCACGGCGCAACGAUUUUUCACUUCCGACCUUUGGGGCCCCACCCAAUCCUUCACGUCAUCUCGAAUGACCAUACGGUACGAUUAGCCAUGCAAUCCAAAUUUAUAAUUUAC
Messenger RNA from Seminavis robusta, 2499 nucleotides. NCBI's taxonomy places the organism in Eukaryota, Bacillariophyta, Bacillariophyceae, Naviculales, Naviculaceae. The record is from the annotation of a GenBank genome assembly.